This is a messenger RNA of Rhododendron vialii, 4653 nucleotides long. RefSeq names its product N-carbamoylputrescine amidase-like. Gene Ontology annotation, molecular function: N-carbamoylputrescine amidase activity. Bases 489 to 1109 code for a protein of 206 amino acids. The record is from RefSeq and is a predicted model, not a curated record. NCBI's taxonomy places the organism in Eukaryota, Viridiplantae, Streptophyta, Magnoliopsida, Ericales, Ericaceae. The transcript is spliced from 11 exons.
GGUUGCUUAAACACAACACAAACGCCAUUGUGCUAUCCCACUGAAGAAGGCAUGCCCAUGUAUUAUUUAACGAUUCCGUGUUCCUUCUCUCUCUUUCUCUUUCUCUAGAUUGCUUACAAUAACUUUGGUUUGAGCCAUGCUGAUGGUCAGAUUGAUUUUAGUCUUUUGCUAUUCCCUACAAGUUCAGGUGCCGCCAAUCUUCAACAUCCCCAAGACAAUGCUUCAGGUUUAUGGGCAGUCCGUUUGUUGCGUUAGUUAAGAUCUGUUGGGUAGUGUGCCAAUGGGAGGAGUCCCGUUGACAGGUUUAUAUCUGUUGUUGCAUGGAACAUAUCCACGCUACGCCCUCUGAUGUUUGGGGUUGCUCCGAGAAAUCCCAUUCCUGGAGAAACUCACUAUGUCUCUAGAGGCACUCUGGACGUACUGUUUGAACAGGUUUCUCAUCACCAACCAGUAUCUUGACUUCAUGCAAUGACAAAAAUGGAAUUAAAAUGAUAUGGUGCCAUCAUAUUGUCCUGAGAUUCAAUGAAUUUUUCCACUGCAAGUUAUUAGUCCAUAUUUGUGGAAUUGAAGACCUUGAAACCAAUAUGAGGAGAAAUUCAGAAUAUUCAGUUUCUUUACUCUUUUCAUCAGUCCAUGAACUAUUUCAAGGUUAUUACUUCUGUCAAGCUCAAAGGGAGGAUUUCUUUCAGCGAGCCAAGCCUUAUAAGGGCCUUCCCACGAUUCUAAGGAAGUCCCAUAUUUCAGAUGGACCAGGCUACCAGGAAAUCUACUUUAAUCCAGGAGACACUGGCUUUAAGGUUUUCCAUACUAAAUUGCAAAAAUUGGAGUUGUGUUUGUCAGCAAUUUGCUGGGAUCAGUGGUUUCCAGAGAUACUGGACCAGUUCGAGCUAUGGUUCUCCAAGGUGCAGAAACCUCAAGAUACUGGACUUGAUUCUCGUGAUCACUGGAAGCGAGUCAUGCAAGGGCAUGCCGGAGCCAAUUUGGGAGUAGGAAGGCUAGGUGCUGCAGCAGUGGAUAUGAGCCUUGUAGCUCUUCGAAUUGUUGAAGCAUAUUGGGAAUAUUGUCUACAACCAUGGGAUAUGGCUGCUGGUGUUUUGCUUUUGGAGUGAAUUGGUCCUGCUACAGAGAAAUUGGAGAAGAAGGGUAUUGAUUUUCGUUGUGGUUUAAGCCAGAAAACUAUCAGGUGCCUUCUACAUUCAUUUUGCUCUAACUGAAUUUGAAAGAGGAAAGUAGUGGAAAAUUGGCUUCAUUUGUUGCUACUAUUCAUCCACGAUUUAUAUUUUUAUCACAUGAUCAUAAAUAGCUAGAUAGGUUCGUAGUUUUGAACUGAGUGAAGGCCACGUCUCCCUAAUCUGUGCUCUGACCAAUUUAAUAGAUUGAUUGGUUUCACUUUACUUUCUUUGGCGGUCUUUUGAGUUGAAAACAUGUGUGGGACUCUGUCUCAGAUACUGCAAUUUGGUAUUUCCAUCACUUGUCAAUUUGUUAAAUUUCAAAUUUGAAACCAAAUGAAUGCAUCAGAAAACAUUUAUCCAUGCCAUGUAGUUCUUUAGUCUAUUGAACUUCCCCUUAACGUAUAUAUAUUUUUAUUUUUAUUUGUACAUACACAGUGAUUGAACUUCCCCUUAACAAAUACCAUUUUAGAUAGGGUUGCAAACAAAUUGAGCAGCUUGAGGGUUGCGUCGUCAAGGGCUUGGCUUGGGUCAACUAGUUCAGCAAUCGGUCCAAGCUCGAGUUUUAGGCUCGUCUUCAUUCGUAUAGGCUCGACUCAACUAUAGAGGCUCAUUUAGUAAAUGAACCAGGCUCGGCUCAAUAAGGGCUCGGUUUUUAGCUCGAGUUCGAGUUUUAGGCUCGUUAGUAAAGGAGCCGAGCUAGAACACUUCACUCAUUUGCACCCCUAAUUUCAAAGCGUGACCCACCUUGGUUAAUUAUCAAUUCCAACACUCGAAUAUGAAUCUAGGUGACAUCGCCAUUGAUUGUCAAUCAAAACUAGGCUUUUAAGAAAGACUUUCCAGAUUAAUUUUCCCUUGCUCUUCCUUUCAUUGAGACCCAUAAUACUUUGUUUACCUCUCAUAGUAUGAUUCCAGGGUCGCACAUAGGAGUGUUAAGGUUGUCCCACAUCGGUUAAUUAUCACUUCUAGGAAGCUUGAGUGGUCUCUACACUCCUUGCCAAUGGAUAUUGAGUUGGAUACUUUUAACCAAUCAUGAAAAUAUGGGAAAAUUUGAAGGGCUAGAUGGCUACUUGAUUAGUAAGUUUGCAUGAAAAUGAAAAAGAUAGCGAAGCAUUUGUCUGAGAGUGGAGCUUUAUUAAUGUCCAGCCUCAGGUUGUUAUGAUUAUAUUUAUUACAUGUCUUGUGCCUAGUUUGCAGGGCUUCCAUUACGAACCUUGGUUACAGAACUAGCAUUAUAUAGCACUUGCUACCACGCUAGGUCACAAUGUCUAAAUGAAAAGCUGAAUGCAAAAGUGUAUUGUUCUUCUUGGUAGAUCUAAAGCUUCAGGCUUUUGGCUGAAUGGCAAUGCCUUUGAUGACCAGACCUCUCUUCCACAUCCCAGCUUUGCAUUCAUAGACGGAGAAUUGAAUGUCUCCAAUUUUUUCAGGAGGUGUCCUAAACUCACCUGCUGGAAUUUCUAUCUAUCGUCCCCUUGGAUUUUCCAUCUAUUUUUCUUCAUGAUGUUAAGUUGUUUCAUUUGGGAGAAACAUUCACUUAAACUUCCCAACCAAAAGUGGGAUCUUUUAACAUGACCAAAAAUACCACCUCUUAAACUUAUACCAGUUAACACAACAAACACAUCACUGUGAGACAAAGACAAACAAAACAUUCUUGAAUUGGUAGGAGGAUUUCUGGACAGAAUGACUUUGAUGGUUAUCAAAAAUUGGAUUUUACACCAUCAACUCUUUGGUGUAUAGGUUGGGGGGUAUCCUUCCCAAGGACUGGAAUUUGGUUCUUGAGGACAAAGAAAUAGUAGGUUUCAGGCUACAUCAUAAGUGUACAUAUCCUUUUAAAAGUUUUAUCCCAAGUUUUGUAAUAUUGAAGUUUAACCCCCAAAAGAGCUUUCACUUUGUUCACUUACUAGUUUUGAAUUUUUGUUUACUCUCUACACAGUUCUCAAUAAAUUUCUCACUCUCUCUCUCUCUCUCUCUCUCUCCACUCAUUAUAUCAAAUUUUUUUUCCUCAAAACUCAUAACCAAACAAAGUGUUUGUUAAAUUGUAUACUCUACUUUGUAGUAUCCCAUACAGGUCUUGCCAUGUCCCAGGUAGAUCACCUCGUGUGAAUCAAAGAAAACUAAUUAAAAUAAAUGGACACACCACGUGGCGUUCCUCGCUAUGUACCCGGUAUAUCUGUUUUUAGCGUGUUUGACACUCAUACAAUGACUAACUUAGGUGUGUUAGUGCUUCAUAGCCAGAGGUUGUAUUUGGAUAUUAGAACGCUGGGAAAAAAACUCAAUCUUCCUCUUCUGAUCUCUUUUCCCUUCACAAAUCAAUAUUUUGGAUCAUGGGUUGGAAUUUGGUUGGAAGUUCUAAGGGACUUGUCAUAGUCAUGGAUGAUGAAUGAUGGAUUUGUGAAGCAAGUCCCACAUCGCUUGGGUACCAAAGUAAGCGUGAGAGCACCCUCACUUAAAUAGCUAGCUUUUAGAGUUGAGUUUUACCCAAGAAGGUGUAACAUGGUAUCAGAGUCGGGUAUGCCAAGGAUGGGUAAGGUGUGUGUCCCUGGCCUGCACGUGACAGGUGCUGUCGAGUGUGCACGUUGGGCGUGAGGGAGGGUGUGAAGCGAAAUCCCACAUCGCUUGGGUACCAAAGUAAUAUGAAGAAUAUAAGCAUGAGUGCACUCUUACUUCAAUAGACAGGAGUCAACUUUAUUUUUUUUCUCCUAUAAAUGGAUCCGAUACCAGUUUUGUACUUUAAUCCAAUGCCUAUGAUUAAAGAUGUCGAAUUUGAUUGUUGCUCUCAUCUUAUUCAAGGGGUAUGAACACUUAAAGACUUAUUGCCCAUCUACUCAUUGGUAUGUAUUAGAUUGUUAACCACCAACUUUAUUAUUUAUAUUCUCAACACACCCCUUCACGUGUAGCCAGACUCUCUUCCAUAAGGGGCUAAACACGUGUAAAUUUUAAUCGUUAGGUAGGCGGUGAUGUUCGAACAUAGGAUCUAUUGUCUGCUUUGAUACCAUAUUAGAUUGUUAACCACAUACUCAUCUAAAAGCUUAAGCUGUUAGAGAGAGGGGCAACUUUAUUAUUUAUAUUCUCAACAAUAUGUAGCAUGAUUUUGAUUUACAUUGGUGUUUUAGAGUACAAGAUUACUAUUUGAACUGAUUUCAUGUCAUCAUUAAUCAUAAGAAACACAAUUAAAGCCUUUAAGGAUUUAUCUUAAUAUUUGGUUUACGUAAUUAAUAUAUGGUUGCAUGAUCUAUGGGGUCAAAAAAGGGUUUUAUAUAUUCGUAACCAGUUUGCAUUCAUUAGCACAUCAUCACUGUGAUUAAGUUUAUUUUUUAGGCUCUUUAUGGAUAUGAUUACUUGACUGUAGAUGUGAUUGUAGAAUCUUAUUCUUCGCUGCAAUCGCUUCGAUCCACCCCCUCGGUGAAAAACCGUAAUACGCCCUGAGGAAUUCCUACCAGACUUCCCUCCCCGUACUCAAAAUUUUCAAGUUUGAUGUUUAUAU